AUGGCUGACAAAAACCCACUUCAAAAAUGCUUUCUUUUCAUCAUCUUAUCCAUCAAUCUCAUCUCUCUUCAAGCACAAACUUCUAAAAUCGCUAACAAGAAGACUUAUGUUGUCCACAUGGACAAAUCCGCCAUGCCUUUACCUUACACUGAUCACCUCCAAUGGUACUCUUCCAAGAUCAACUCUGUAACGCAACGCCACUCGCAUGAAGAAGAAGAAGACAACAGAAUACUCUACACUUACCAGACUGCCUUUCACGGAUUAGCUGCUCGGCUUAGCGAAGAGGAAGCAGAGAGGCUCGAGGAAGAAGCUGGUGUUGUUGCUGUGAUUCCUGAGACAAAGUACGAGCUUCACACUACGAGAAGCCCAACGUUCCUCGGGUUAGAGAGACAAGAGAGUGAGAGAGUUUGGGCUGAGAGAGUCACUGACCAUGAUGUGGUAGUUGGUGUUUUAGACACUGGGAUUUGGCCUGAGAGUGAGAGCUUCAACGACACUGGCAUGUCCCCUGUUCCUUCUACAUGGAGAGGAGCCUGUGAAACCGGUAAAAGGUUCUUGAGACAUAACUGCAACAGAAAAAUCGUUGGUGCUAGAGUUUUCUACAGAGGCUACGAGGCUGCAACGGGAAAGAUCGACGAAGAGCUCGAAUACAGAUCACCAAGAGACAGAGACGGUCAUGGAACACACACUGCAGCCACUGUAGCUGGAUCACCUGUUCGAAGAGCAAAUCUUCUUGGUUUCGCUUAUGGGACAGCUCGAGGGAUGGCUCCAAAGGCUAGAAUCGCUGCUUAUAAAGUCUGUUGGGUCGGAGGGUGUUUCAGCUCUGACAUUUUGUCGGCCGUUGAUCAAGCCGUUGCAGAUGGAGUCCAAGUUCUCUCUAUAUCUUUAGGUGGUGGGAUCUCAACUUAUUCGCGUGACAGUUUGGCCAUAGCAACGUUUGGAGCAAUGGAGAUGGGAGUUUUCGUUUCGUGUUCUGCAGGUAAUGGAGGUCCUGAUCCGAUUAGCCUAACGAAUGUUUCGCCAUGGAUCACAACAGUUGGUGCAAGUACCAUGGACAGAGAUUUCCCAGCCACAGUGAAGCUUGGAACUAUGAGAGUCUUUAAAGGAGUUUCACUUUACAAAGGCAGAACAGUUUUGUCUAAGAACAAACAGUAUCCUCUGGUUUACUUAGGAAGGAACGCAAGUAGUCCUGAUCCGACUUCGUUCUGUCUAGACGGUGCUCUGGACCGGAGUCAUGUAGCGGGUAAGAUCGUGAUAUGCGACCGUGGUGUAACUCCACGUGUGCAAAAGGGUCAGGUUGUUAAAAGAGCGGGAGGAAUCGGAAUGGUUUUAACGAACACCGCGACAAACGGAGAAGAGCUUGUUGCAGACUCUCAUUUGCUUCCAGCAGUUGCAGUGGGAGAGAAGGAAGGUAAAUUGAUCAAGCAGUAUGCAAUGACGAGCAAAAGAGCCACAGCGACUCUAGAGAUUCUUGGAACAAGAGUUGGAAUCAAACCGUCUCCUGUUGUAGCUGCAUUCUCUUCAAGAGGACCCAAUUUCCUGUCCUUGGAGAUCUUGAAACCUGAUGUACUGGCUCCGGGAGUGAACAUUCUUGCAGCUUGGUCUGGAGACAUGGCUCCAUCGAGUUUGUCAUCUGAUAGAAGGAGGGUUAAGUUCAAUAUACUGUCGGGAACUUCAAUGUCAUGUCCUCAUGUGAGUGGUGUGGCUGCUUUGAUCAGAUCAAGGCAUCCGGAUUGGAGUCCAGCUGCAAUCAAAUCAGCUCUCAUGACAACGGCUUAUGUUCAUGACAACAUGCUUAACCCUAUUACAGAUGCAUCAGGAGCGGCUCCUUCAACGCCUUAUGAUCACGGUUCUGGACAUAUAGAUCCUUUGAAAGCUAUAGAUCCUGGUCUGGUCUACGACAUUGGACCUCAAGAUUAUUUUGAAUUCCUCUGCACUCAGGAUUUAAGUCCUGCACAGCUCAAGGUAUUCACAAAGCAUUCAAACAGAACCUGCAAAAACACUCUUGCUAACAAUCCAGGGAACUUGAACUACCCGGCGAUCUCAGCUUUGUUCCCGGAGAACACUCAUGUUAAAGUAAUGACUAUUAGAAGAACAGUGACCAAUGUUGGUCCUCACAUUUCAAGCUACAAGGUUUCUGUCUCUCCUUUCAAAGGAGCAUCGGUCACGGUCCAGCCGAAAACACUCAACUUCACUUCGAAACACCAGAAGCUAUCGUACACGGUUACUUUCAGGACAAAGUUGAGGAUGAAGAGGCCAGAGUUUGGUGGUCUUUUGUGGAAGAGCGCAACACAUAAAGUUCGUAGCCCGGUUAUAAUCACAUGGCUGCCUCCUCUGUAG
This is a messenger RNA of Arabis nemorensis, 2337 nucleotides long. The record is from the annotation of a GenBank genome assembly. Lineage: Eukaryota; Viridiplantae; Streptophyta; Magnoliopsida; Brassicales; Brassicaceae.